GCAGUGCAAGUACAGAGCUCAAAUAACAUGACUUACAUUUGCUAUCACUAUAGGUAAUGAUUGAAGCCUUAAAGCAUGGAGUCAACCCUAUUGGCAAUUCUUCCACGUCUGCUCACAGUAACUGGGAUUUUAGCAGCUCUUUCUUUUUCGUGACCACCGUUGUGACGACAAUAGGCUAUGGAAACCUUUCCCCGAGCACAGCUGGAGGCCAGAUCGUCUGUGUGUUCUAUGCACUGUUUGGAAUCCCACUCAACUUGGUCGUUCUGGGGCUGGUUGGGAAACACCUAUCUUCCCACGUGGAAAACAUGCGGACAUGUCUAGCCAACAAAGGAUUCACAGAGAAAACAUUGAAGGUAUUAACGUUCUCACUCUCACUGUUGAUUGGUGUGCUGGUCUUCCUGCUCAUACCACCUCUGGUCUUCAGUGCAGUGGAGGGCUGGUCCUACAGGGAGAGUAUUUACUACUCCUUCAUCACUCUUAGCACCAUCGGGUUUGGAGAUUAUGUAAUAGGCACCAAUCCCCUGAAGAAGUACAAGAACUUUUACCGGGGGCUGGUGACGAUCUGGAUUCUCUUCGGGAUGGCCUGGCUGGCUUUCCUUUUCAACUUGUUGACCAUUCGUUUGGAAAACACCGAAAAGAAAAUCACGAAAAUGAAGAAGACGAGAAAAGCGGCAGCAAAGAAGGGUGGGGAGGGCGAGACGGACAACGAGUGCCUAGACUCCAUCUCGUUACACUCGGAGACUUCGCUGAACGCGAAAACGGAGCUGGAGAAAGGAGCCAUCAAAGUUUCCAAACCAGGAGAUGUGCCUCUAGAGGAUUUGAAGAUACUGGCAGCACAUCCUAAACUGGAGCAGAAGGAAACAAAGUCUGGCUCUGAAUCCGAAGUGGAGACUGUGGAGCAAGGCCAUCAGAAAUAAAAAUACACAGUAACUCCACUUCACAGUAUAUCCUGUGAAGCGCUUUGAGAUGUCGCAAUAGCGUAUUAAGGGACUGUAUCAAAUGCAAGGAUUAGCAUUAUUAUCUGUAAAAUGACAAAGCACCGUGUCACUCGCAAAGAAAUGGGGAAAAUGUCUGCCCUCCAUGAGAAGACAUCACCAAGACUCCAAGGCUUCUCAUAUCCACACGUCGUCCAACAACAAGCUUCAAGAAUUCACUCUGGAAAGGAAGAGCUACAUGUUUACAAUACUGACUUGCUAUAGCUCUUUGAAAAGGGCUCUCUCUGGAUUAGAUUAUAUCUCACAGGAUGUAUUUAAAACAUUUAGAAUACUUGUAUAACCCACAAUGUACAUAGAUGAACUCCCACCCCUUCCACCCCAUGACAAAUUUCUGAUCUUGGAUCCAUUUAAAGACAGGAUUUAUGCAUUAUACAGCAAUCACUCUCAUGGUCAGGAGAAAUAGAGGCGUUACAGCACUAGCACAUGACACACUGCCUCAUUUGACUUUCAGUGCUUCCAUUUUCAUGAUAAAUUUAUACUGUCUGAAGGUUGUCAGUUCAGCCCAACGUCGAGACUUCAAAUAAUCUUGGCUGAAAAUGCAGUGCCAGGGGGAGCACAGCAUUGUCAGAGGUGCCAUCCUUCAGAUAAUUAUGAGUAUUACCUCUGUACUGUUAUCCCGACUUCUUCUCCUGCCCAUCCCCUGUGCUCAGCUGCACAUUUCUCAAUUCUCCGCCCCACCUCCAUCCCAACAUCAGCGUCUGGGCCUUCAGCUACUAGUGCCCUACCUUCAAUCCUACCCUGCCACCCCACCUCCCAAAAUCCUGCCUCAUUCCAGUUUUUAAAAGCCUUCUAGAAACCUACCUCUUUAACCAGUCCAACAGCCAUGUACCUUCUCCAGUUUACCUCAAACUCCCCCCAUCCCCUGCUCGGUGUCCAACAUCAUCUCUGUAAAGCACUUUGAGAGUUACACUACCCUAAAUACAAGUUGUUGUUGGCUGCCAAUAAUCAAAGCCAUCGAACACAUGCUUGAACUGACUGGUAGAAAGACCACCAAAGUAUCCUUCACAUUAAACCACGCAUUAAGCUUUCACUAUCAAUAGUAAUCGAGGCGUGAGCCAUUGAUCCGUGGCUUUAUAAAUGGCAAAAUGUGCUAUUUCUCGAUGGAGGCACAUCUCAGAGCAACAUCCGGUCAAAUGAUGUGAAUGGAUGAUUGAAGGAGAUGGCUGCAAAGGAUAUCAGCAAAGGAAAAGCUUGGUGAAGGUGGAUGGCAUUAUUCAAUUCAAGAUUCAAACACACGCUGCAUUCAAGCUUUGUAUUAGGCGUCUGAAAUGAUGCCAGCCAGUGAAGGAACGUUUCAAGGGCACAACAAACAUCACAGAGAGCGAUGUUGUCAUUGGCGAUGCGCCAAACUCACUCACUCACACACACACACACAGACAGGCGUUACCUUAUUUUUACUUAGCUUUCCGUCAGAGAGUGACGGCAACACCAGAGGUGAGAUAAACAGCUUUUCAUUUUAAAUUAUAAAAUCCUUUUUGUUUUAAUCACUAAUUGUAUUUUGCAAAAAUACACUCAAAAUCUGGAAAGUCCACUAUGUCUGGAAUGCGCACUGCACUCUCUCUCC
This is a messenger RNA of Callorhinchus milii (elephant shark), 2559 nucleotides long. It is a transcript of the gene kcnk17, whose product is annotated as potassium channel, subfamily K, member 17. The record is from RefSeq and is a predicted model, not a curated record. The coding region runs from base 57 to 917 and encodes 286 amino acids. Gene Ontology annotation, cellular component: membrane. Gene Ontology annotation, molecular function: potassium ion leak channel activity. NCBI's taxonomy places the organism in Eukaryota, Metazoa, Chordata, Chondrichthyes, Chimaeriformes, Callorhinchidae. The transcript is spliced from 4 exons. Gene Ontology annotation, biological process: stabilization of membrane potential; potassium ion transmembrane transport.